Messenger RNA from Onychostoma macrolepis, 2761 nucleotides. RefSeq names its product insulin-like growth factor I. The transcript is spliced from 5 exons. Gene Ontology annotation, molecular function: hormone activity. NCBI's taxonomy places the organism in Eukaryota, Metazoa, Chordata, Actinopteri, Cypriniformes, Cyprinidae. The coding region runs from base 182 to 1246 and encodes 354 amino acids. Gene Ontology annotation, cellular component: extracellular region. The record is from RefSeq and is a predicted model, not a curated record.
UCCUCGCUGAGUGCAGAGAGUUGAACCUGGCUGCAUAUGUUUAAAAGAAACUGGUUUAUUUUUUUGUGGAAAACCUCCGCGCGAAUUAAAGUUGUGGUCUUUGGUGUGAAGACAUGAAUGUACCGCUUAUACUUCGAGCCAAGUGACCUGUUUUAGGUUCAAACUCUUCUGAGUGUCUUGCAUGGAGAACAUUGUGGUUUACAUUCCCAAGGAAGCAUGUGUCAAAAACAUGCCUCUGCAGUCUCUGUCCAGCUCCACAGCCAGGAAGAUCAGUGUCGCUCUGUUUCCGCAUGGAUCAGAGAAACAGAUGCCUCAGACAGUGACGUGGAUCUGUCCGGUUGAGCUGCGGGAAAAAGAAGUGGCUGUGGGCAAGGACAGCAGAGAACCGGUCCCACUGAGCCAGAGGCCACUGGUCUCCAAAAUAACUCCAGGCCAGUUUUCACUGCCUGUCGUGAGUUCCAGCAUCACUGCCUUUAAGGUCUUAAGAACAAUUUUAAAAGCACAUAAGCCUAAAAUACAAUUUUCAGGGCUGGAAAAUGAUGCUGCCUCUCUACCCAGCAUCAGGGAAUCUGUUCGGCAAAAUGCUAUUAUUGUAUAUAAUGGCCAGAUCUUCCUCUCAGUGAGGAAGUCACAUUGCAGGCGAGUGAGAUUACAAAACUCUCCCUCAGCAUCUUCAGGUGUGUGUCCUGUUUCUCCAAGUAAACAGAACCAAAUAAAUACACCUAGCUGUCAGGCACAACUGCUCCUGGACACUUCACCCAGACCACAACAGAGCAAGAGACAGGAUGUUCAGACUCCAGUCAGAGAUCUUGACAUUAACAUACAGAUUUCACCACUUCAGCACAAAGUCCCUGAGGAAAUGCCUGAGAAAUGCUGUACAGACACAGAGUGUCAAAAGGAAGAUGAGUCCAGGUCACUGAGUAGCCCACCCAAACCUCCUGAGGAUCUGGAGUCUGGUCAGGAGAUGUCUAGUUCCCAGCCCAAUCUCCUCCAGCAGCCACAGAUCAUCCACACGUCUUCUAUCGUCUCAGAACAGCCUGAAGCAGCAGCAGAAAGAGAAAGAGAGACGCAUGAGGAUGACAAUGAGCGUUUAGAGGGCGCUUUGCUCCCCAGGGCUGAGAGCUGUCUUGCAUUUGAUUUUGAACAGUUGGCCCAUGAGGAGAGAAUCAACCACCUACGAGCUCGGCUGAGACAGAAGGAAGCCGCGCUCAGCAACUUUAACGCAAAGCCGACGGAUCAGAUUUAGAGGAUCAGACUGCGCCAAAGAUGUCUGUUCAGGAGGUAUACAAGUUCCUAAUGCAUCAUUUUAUGUGAACAGCAGAAGAAUGUUUUAAAGCUUAAAGGAAGAGUUUACCCAAAAAUUAUUUAUCAUUUACUCACCCUUAAGUUGUUCCAAAUCUGUAUCAACUUCUUUCUUCUGCUGAUCACAAAAGAAGAUUAUUUUGAAGAAUGUGGGUAGUUGCUGGUCCCUGUUGACCUUUAUAGUAUACGAGCCACUGUGUGGUUACCCACAUUCUUCAAAAUAUCUUCUUUUGUGUUUAUCAGACAAGAAAGAAAUUCAUGCAGGUUUUGGACAUCUUGAGGGUGAGUAAAUAAUGACAGAUUUUUAAAUUUUUAGGUGAACUAUCGCUUUAAGAGGAGUAGGUUAGUUAAUUCAAUUGUUUAUUAUUUAAUAGCACAAAUAUUGUCAUUUAAAUAAAAUAUUUAUGUCAAAAAAGAUGAAAAGAUGUGUUUGUGCAAUAAAUACAGUGAAUAAUUUGUGAACAGCAAUGUUUGGUUUUGCACAGUUACCACAAAAUCUGUUCGGAUUUGAUUUUAGCUUCUAAAAGUGAAAUUAUUAUACAUUAAUCCUCAGUUCAAAUAAAAGGUUUUAUUUCAUACUGAGCAUUAGUCAUUUCAUUACGUAAACCAAUUGCUGUACAUCGUACCUCCAGUUAAUAAUGUACCCACACGUCUGACUGUUAACAUAACGUUUUGUCUUUAUUUUAUCUGUAAGUGUUCUCUCUCUGAUUGGCUCUGAAUGCGUUCCUGCAUCUAUCUUUGUUUCAUUUAUCAUUUCAGCUGAAGCCUACACACUCCAAAAUCACUUAACCGGCUUCUUGCUGAGAUAUACUUGUGAUAACUUCUUUCUCCAUUGUCGUCACUCUUAAGAUGGAUUUCAAUGUCAUGUUGCAGAAAAUCUUGAAACCGACGUUAUAUAAGAUAAUGAUGACAAUUCAAAGCUUUAUAUGCUUGCACAUAAUGAAGGGUUUCUAAAGUAACGAUAUGUGUCAGAUAAAUUCAUCCCUUUUACAUUUCUGAGCUAUAAAUGAUAGACAUUAGGGUGUCAGUUUUUGUUUAUUGUUUAUUAAUCAGAUUUCUUUUGUAGUUUCAUGCAUCUCCAGUAAAACACAAGCUUUGUGAUUAGGAGUUGUCAGUGUGUACAGGAAGGGUAGGAUGUGUCCGUGUGUGUGUGUGUGUGUGCCGUUGGCCCAUCCCCUCCUGGUCCUCCUAUAAGAGCACACCGGAGUAAGAACGUCAGUAGCUCUUUAGAGACACCAAACCUUGAAAAAAAGACAUGCCAUCAGACGGAAUGCCUACCUGUCAUGCCAGAUGCCUUCAGAUGCUUAGAGAAUUCCUGAAGGUGCCCAGCUGGCGAAGUGUGUGUGUCCUCUAUUCCCUGUACUGCGUCCUGAUCCUGCCAGACGCCGGCGAGGCUGCCAAAGCGCGCUGUGGGCGAGAACUAGUUGCUGACCUGGAGUUUGUGUGUGGAGACCGUGGC